GAUAACUGAUAAGAAACGAUGUCAUAUCACCACAUAUCACAGAUUACGUGAAACAUGUUGUUAUGUUGUUGUGCAUCCCAUAGAAUGCAGCUUGCUACCAUUCGGCAUUCCAAAACAAAAUAAACAAAUAAAAAUCACUAUCAAGUAUUCAGUUAAUUUUCAACAUAUUUUAAAAUCUAUAAAAAUGGCGACGACGUCGGUGUCCGUAGAAUUUCAAAACCUCACAUUGUCCGAGUGCUUCGACCAAGGCCUGUCGUCUUACGAGAGUAUUUGCGAAUCCACAGAACCAGCCAAGGAAUCUGGGACGCAGUACAGGAUAAUAAAAUGCAUGAAAAUAUUGGAGCACACUACACAACUCGUAUCCGCGGCGGGCAUGUUCAGCAACAAUGAGACCAUCGAAGAGAUACCAACGGCCGACGUCAAAUACAUGUUAUUGCCAUUCAUUUUGGGGUCUCUGGCCCUAAAACUCACAAACAACGGCAAUAGAUUGGAUGUUGUCAAAACAGCGGAAGUAUAUUUCAGGGAUUAUCUACAGAGGUGUAAAGAUUAUGGAUUGGCUGACCAUACAAUACCACCCGAGUACACAGAUUCUGAAGAAACCACUACUCAGGCCACUAUGGACUUUUCUCUCAUGGCUCGCAGGCGUGCCGAAAAAAUUAAGAGUUACAAGGAACAAAAAUUAAUGGAGUCUCAGUUACAGCUGUUGAAGGAACAGAAUGAACGUGAGUCUGAAGAUGACGAAAUGAGAAGAAAGUACAUAGUCUCUUUACUGAAGUACAAUAUUGGCAAGGCUUUGGAAGAAUUAGAUUCUCUUCAAGCCGAAAUGAGAAUUUUACACUAUAAAUUGAAACAUGAAGAUGAAGACAACCCUGAAAAUGCAAAAUCUCAAAAGCUCAAACCUAAACCAUUAAUGCCUAUUAUUAUCACAAAAAAUGAGUUUCAAAAACAAGUAUUUGGUGCUGGCUAUCCGAGCUUGCCAACAAUGACAGUUGAAGAAUUCUGUGAACAACGUAUCAAUGAUGGAAUAUGGCAUUUACCUACUGGUGAUAAUACCAAGUGUUUACAACAACUGUCUGAAGCCUCAGAACCAGAACAAGAAGAUAAAGAAGACAAAAUCAAUGAGGAAGAAAAAGAAAACGAAAGACAACGACUAACAGCUCGCGACGAGUACAAAGAUGACCAUCGCCGAGGAUGGGGUAAUAGGCAUAAUAGAAGUUAAAAGGGCCUGAUAAGAGUCGUUGAUAUUAUAAAUGUAUUAUAUAUACAAAAUGUGUCUAUUUUGUAUGAACUAUAAUACAAAAUUGAUGUAUAAUCCUUUACAAAUACUAUUAAUAUAUUUUUUUAAAUAGCUAUAUUAAAUCCAAAUAAAUUUUAGUUCUCCAAAA
This is a messenger RNA of Acyrthosiphon pisum (pea aphid), 1385 nucleotides long. Its product is annotated as immunoglobulin-binding protein 1. Bases 185 to 1219 code for a protein of 344 amino acids. The record is from RefSeq and is a predicted model, not a curated record. Gene Ontology annotation, cellular component: cytosol. Gene Ontology annotation, molecular function: protein phosphatase 2A binding. Gene Ontology annotation, biological process: regulation of signal transduction; regulation of dephosphorylation. Lineage: Eukaryota; Metazoa; Arthropoda; Insecta; Hemiptera; Aphididae. The transcript is spliced from 5 exons.